AUGACGACGAUUGAGAGCCUUACCGCAGAAAUCAUCAUACAAAUCCUGAAAACCACCUUACAACUCGAGUAUUAUCGACAAAAUGAUCUCAAACUACCCAGUAACCCUCUUCAUCUCUCAAAGGUUUCUCGACGUUGGCGUGAUAUUGUUCUCGGGACACCCGCUCUCUUCUCCAACAUCAUUAUCUCGUUCAAGGAACUCCGAGCUCAAAACCGUUGCAUCAGGAAAUGGACUAUGUUUUGGUUGGAGCGCUCGGGGACCCAUCCGAUAAACAUCACUUUUCAUCUUUUCCCCCAGGAACUGGAGGGGAAGAGCAGCUUUCACCUUCUUAAUCAACUCGAUCGUGCAAUCGAAAGCACUCCGGACCUUGACAUCUUCCUCGACCUGCUAAAAAACCAUAUUAUCCCUCACAUUGAUCGGCUUCAACGGUUCCUACUCCAUUAUAAUGGUUUUACAUCCUCCAUAUCCUCAUUACUCUCCCCCUUCAUGCAUGCCGACGCCCCGAUAUUAGAGGAGCUGGACGUCCGUGCUCAUAGAUACACAAAAGGGUUUUCCCUCUCUCCCGCGACACCAUUUUUACCCCUGUUCCGAACUGCUCCAAAAUUGCGUUCACUCAUCAUGCAUGGAGCAGGCACGCUUCUGCCUUUAACGGAACGACUCAGAAAGCUCGACCUUUGUCACGUUGCUUUGAAUGACGCCUUAUUUCUCCAAUUUGUGUCGGAUUGUCCGGUAUUGGAAACUCUCGCUCUCAGUCAUGUCAUUUUCACGUAUUCCAAGCCCUCAUCGAUGGAUUUAUCUGCAUCCGAAGCCAUCUCAAUGAACUCCCUUCGCUCUCUGUCCUUAGACUUCUCUUAUAUCGACUGGAGAUUCCUCCCGGACACAGAUCCACACAAGCACAUUCUCACAUCUGUCCUCGCCCCGAACCUCGAAAACAUUGAAGUUUCUACACGUGGCAGUGGCCAUUAUAUCAAUCUGGCGAACGUUCUACCCAACCCCUCAUCACUCACAAGUUUGCGGAGGAUCAAAUUUGUGAGGAUUUCCAAGGAAACAGAUGCAGGGCAUAUGGAUAAUUCUCGUUGGUUCAGCGCCCUCCCGGGUUCAGUCCCUUUAGAAGAGAUUCAUCUCGUAGAUUCGUCGAGAGAUAUUUUAGGAAUUGAUUUUCAGAUCCAGGACUUGAUUGGUGGCCACCAGAGGGCAGAAGGUCAAAAUAUUCAGACACCCUAUCUCCCGAUUCCUCCCUAUUGUUUUACUCCGCGGUCGAGAGAAGUCCACCGCGCCGUAAUGUCGAGAAACUAUAAUCCCAUCCAUUUAUUCAACCAAUCAUCGUUACCCCUGCCCACCGAAUUAAAGUUCAAAGAUCUAAAAUCCCUUACGAUCGAGACCUCCUUAGCCGAAGACAUAGUUUGGCUAUGCCGUAUUCUGACGGUGAAGCCUAACAUCCAGAGUGUGUCUUUGUCUAAAUCUACAUUGUCGACACUACGUUCGGGACUCGUUCUUUUGAAGGAUGUAGAGUCGAAUGGGUGGUUUAUUAAAGUUCAGCAACACGGUAACCUUGCUCGCUACAUGUUCGGUCGGCAGAUGGUUGAAGAGGAAGGGACUCCGAACGACGUGGAGAAAUGGUUGAAGGAUAGAGUUAAGGUCGAAAUUAUUGAAUAG
This is a messenger RNA of Marasmius oreades (fairy-ring Marasmius), 1656 nucleotides long. RefSeq lists its product as uncharacterized. The coding region runs from base 1 to 1656 and encodes 551 amino acids. The record is from RefSeq and is a predicted model, not a curated record. The transcript has a single exon. Lineage: Eukaryota; Fungi; Basidiomycota; Agaricomycetes; Agaricales; Marasmiaceae.